Molecule: messenger RNA, 2412 nt
Organism: Kalmanozyma brasiliensis GHG001
Lineage: Eukaryota; Fungi; Basidiomycota; Ustilaginomycetes; Ustilaginales
Product: SWIRM domain protein
Exons: 1
Coding region: 1-2412 (803 amino acids)
Biological process (GO): chromatin remodeling; regulation of transcription by RNA polymerase II
Cellular component (GO): nucleus; SAGA-type complex
Molecular function (GO): protein binding; transcription coactivator activity; chromatin binding
Source: RefSeq, a predicted model, not a curated record
AUGACGGUCAGUCAUCGCAAGAACAAGCCCACGCCCAAGACCGAAGACGGCUCCAACACAGCCGCUGCCGAGCCGGGCGUCCGCUACCAUUGCGAUGCCUGCGGUGCCGACAUCACCCUCACCGUCCGCAUACGAUGUGCGGGCGGCUGCACCGACUUUGACCUCUGCGCAUCAUGCUUCUGCUCGGGAGCGCAGCCGGGCAAGCACAAGGCAUGGCACGACUACCGCGUCGUAGAGCAGCACUCGUAUCCCAUCUUCUGCGACGACUGGGGCGCCGAUGAGGAGCUGCUUCUCAUCGAUGGCUGUCAGACCUACGGGUUGGGCAACUGGGCGGACAUCGCGGAUCACAUUGGGAAUCGCAAUAAGGAGGAGGUGCAGGACCACUAUAUCAAGGUCUACGUCGAAGGGCGCGAUGGAGGGGAUGGAGGCGAGCACAGGGCAGAACAAGCGUUACAGAGGUACGGCAGGGUCGCGAAGCCAGUCUUUGACCCGUUGGUCGAUGGAGAGGGCACCGGCAGUCGGGUGGCAUGUCAGUUGACAACAGAGGAGCCACCGGUCGUCGGACCGUCGAUGGCAUUCGCACCGUCAAUAUCGCAAGACGAGUUCCAGCGACGCAAGAGGCGGCGAGUCGAAUCACUUCGAGAAGCACAAGCCUCCUACUCGCCGCCCAAGUCAGCCAAGCCGCUCGUCAGUGCGCCGACCAACCACAGCGAGCUGAGCGGGUUCAUGCCGGGUCGACUCGAGUUCGAGCACGAAUACGAGCAGGAUGCCGAACAUCUCAUCAAGGACAUCGAGUUCGGCCGUGUCUACGAGUUUGGCGGUGCCGACAUGCCAUCCGAAUGGGAGGCGCUAGGCAGCAAAGCGACGCAAGGCCACGCGAGGAUGGAAGCCAGUGGUCGUGGUGGUCCCACCAGCAAGAAGGCAACGCAGAACUCCGACGACGACAAGGAAGCCAACGCCGACGAAGAAGCCGACGACCAGUCCGCAGCCGACGCCAAGGACAAGGACAAAGACAAGGACAAGGACGCCGAGCCCGAAGACAAGCCGUUCGACUGGGACGAAGACCCCACCGAUCUGCAUCUCAAGCUUACCGUCAUCGACAUGUACAACGAACGGCUCGAUCGACGAUUGCGGCGCAAGCACUUCAUCUUUGAACGCAACCUCAUCGACUACCGGCGCAACCAGGCUGCGGAGCGACGUCGGACCAAGGAGGAGAAGGAGCUGCUGUCGAGGACGAAACACUUUGCGCAGAUGCAGACCGCGCUCGACUACGAAGACUUCCUCAAUGGGCUUUGCUACGAGGAGGCGUUGCGCAAGGCGGCGGCUCAGUUGCAGCACUAUCGUAAGAUGGGUAUCUUGACGCUGGACGAUGCGAGCGCGUACGAGCGGGACAAGGCGGAACGAGCCCGCAAAGCAGCCGAGCUCGCAGCUGGAGGAUUGGCGGCUUUCCCAGCAUCUGGUGCCGCAGCAACACCCAUCGCAGCAGCGGCUCGGCCACGCAUCGACGCCGCACGUGCCCGACAGCGCGACACGAGCACACCAACGCCCAUGGACGAAACGCCCGCCGCGUCAACAGUCGCAUCAGCCACAGCAGUCAACGGCAAGGAGAGCAAGAAGGACAAGGAGGCGAAAGACAAGGAGGCGAAAGCGGACAAGGACGGCAAGACCAAGAAGGGCGCCAACGGUGACGAGCCCAAGACACCGCGUAAGCCGCCGCAACCGCUCAACCUGGCCAAAGCACCGUCGCUCAACCUGCUCACGCCCGCCGAGGCGCAGCUGUGCUCUGCCCUGCGUAUCCUACCUCAACCGUUCUUGCUGAUCAAGUCGACGCUGAUCGCCGAGUUCAUCGCGCGCGGUGGCAAGCUGACCCGCCGCGAGUGCCGUCUGUUGGUCAAGAUUGAUGUCAACAAGCUCGGCAAGGUGUGGGACUUCUUCAACGAGAUGGGGUACUUCGAUGCUGCUCGCGAGGCCGGCUGGACGGGUGGGAUAGGCUCGCCGCCGCGAAGCAAGGAUAAGGAGGUGAAGAAGCCCGACUGGCUGGAUGGAAACAUGGCCAUGUCGGCGAGCUACUCGUUUGCGCCGAGCGCUGGCGCCAAUGGCGUCAAUGGCACGGCCAAUGGUGUGGGCCCCAGUGGUGGUGGUGGAGGACUGUUCGGCAAGGCCUUUGGGAGCUCUGCACCACCGACGAGCAACGGUGGCGGACUGUUCGACCUUGCCCACUCGAGUAGCGGUGUCACGUCGGCACAGCACCAGCAGGCGCUCAUGAACCACAACGGACGCGGUGUACCGCUCGUCUCCACCCCAGGUGCCACCAACGGAGUCCAUGGUACCAGCAGCGGUGCCGCUUCGCCCAGCAUGGGAUCGCAGAGCCCCAGCAAGGCCGAAAAGUAUCGCCCCACCGCUGCCGUCUGA